Cyprinodon tularosa is the source of this 1381-nucleotide messenger RNA. It is a transcript of the gene tp53i3, whose product is annotated as tumor protein p53 inducible protein 3. The record is from RefSeq and is a predicted model, not a curated record. The transcript has 7 exons. Bases 169 to 1275 code for a protein of 368 amino acids. Lineage: Eukaryota; Metazoa; Chordata; Actinopteri; Cyprinodontiformes; Cyprinodontidae. Gene Ontology annotation, molecular function: quinone binding; NADPH binding; quinone reductase (NADPH) activity.
AAUGCGCUGUUUUUUUUUUAUGUCCUUGUGGUUAGUAAUAAAUCCUGCCCCCACUGGAAGCGGUUCCCUGGAGUCUACUUAAGAAAUGGAGCAACCAAACUUCCCUGAAAAGGUUUUUUAGAGCUGAUCUACUUUGAACGUCGCUAUUAGCCACCCUGAGAUUAUCAAAUGUUUCAAAUCCUUCAAACUGGAGUAUUUUUACUAAGAAAAACCUACAACACAACCCGGUACAGGAGUUGCUCAAGCUUUGCAAAGAUGAUGCAGGCAGUUUGCGUUGAUGUCCCAGGAGGACCAGAGAAUCUGGUGCUGCGGUCCAUCCCAAGACCUGAACCUAAAGAUGGAGAGGUCCUGAUAAAAGUCCAUGCAGCUGCCCUCAACAGAGCAGACUUAUUACAGAGAAGAGGUUUGUAUCCUCCUCCUGCAGGUGAAAGUGAUAUCAUAGGUCUGGAGGUAGCUGGAACUGUGGACACUCUGGGUCAGAGACUAAAGCGGAACUGGAAACCAGACGACAGGGUGAUGGCUUUGCUGUGCGGAGGAGGAUAUGCUGAGUAUGUUUCUGUAUCCGAGGAGCUGUUAAUGCCUGUUCCCAACAACCUCACGUUCUGCCAGGCUGCUGCCGUCCCAGAGGCUUGGCUCACUGCUUUCCAGCUGCUGGUCUUUAUAGCGCAGGUAAAAGCAGGUGAAGUUGUGUUAGUUCAUGCUGGAGCCAGCGGCGUGGGAACGGCUGCUGUUCAGCUGCUCCGUCUGUUUGGUGCUGUGCCCAUCGUGACCGCGGGGAGCCAAGAGAAGCUGCAGAUGGCUGAGGAGCUGGGAGCAGCGGCCGGAUUCAACUACAAGGAGGAGUGCUUUAUGCAGGGAGUUCAUAGCUUUUCAGGAGGAAAAGGAGCAAAUGUGAUCCUGGACUGCGUUGGUGGGAGUAACUGGGAGAAAAAUUUGAGUUCCCUGGCCGUGGAUGGCAGAUGGGUGCUGUACGGCACCAUGGGAGGCAGGACGGUGGAGGGAGACCUGCUGGGAAAGCUGCUGUCCAAGCGAGGUCACCUCCUUUGCAGCCUCCUUCGCUCUCGCAGCCUUCAGUAUAAAGCAGAGCUGAUUCAGGCUUUUGAGGAAAGGGUGUUGCCAUAUUUCUCAGGGCAGGCUGCCACCCUGAGGCCAGUGAUCGACAGCACAUUUAAAAUGGAGGACGUUGCAGAGGCUCAUAGACACAUGGAAGCAAACAGAAACAUGGGCAAGAUUAUUAUCAAUGUGACUCCAAGUGAGGAAAACCUCCACCAUUAAUACCUACUGAUGUGAUGCACCUUGAAAGUGUUGAUUUCCCUUAACUCAGAAAAUGUUUUCUUGUUUUUCAUAUGGUUGACUCAGUAAUAAAAUGGUCUGAAUGUGA